UCUGCUGUAGAGAAGAAACGUACACACAGCGGACAACGAUAUUAAAUCGCGGUUAGCGAUGAAACUGACGCUAAUUUCGUUCGCGGCUCCAACCUGCUGGUAACUAGCAGCCGUCGGCUCCUUCAGUGGUUCGGGCUGAACUGUGAAAGUAAUGGUGCUGUAACUCACAGGAGACCUUAGAAAGACAGUUUUAAUCCGUAACGCUCUCUGGACUGCUGUCGUUUUUUUCCGGUGAGCACCAGCUUUGUUGAUGUAAGCGCCGACGAACCAGUGAAAUUAGCGCCUCAAAGCCGAACCGCGCGAUGUUGAAAGCAGCUAACCGAUGGCGAGCUAGCUAACACCGCGUCCAAUGCAGCCGUCCUACAGGAGCUUAACCGGGUCUGUUUCAGGUGUUUAUGAAAGCUGUUACAAAGGGGGACAAGCGAGAGGAAAUGGCUGGCGACGCUGGCAGCAUCCCCGAACUGGACCAAAAGAAAUACGAUGCAGACGAACAAGUGAAGAUCAUCUGCUUAGGAGACAGCGCAGUUGGCAAAUCUAAGCUGAUGGAGAGGUUCCUCAUGGACGAGUAUCGUCCCCAACAGCUAUCAACAUAUGCUCUGACUCUCUACAAGCACACGGCCACAGUCGGGAACAAGACGGUCGUGGUCGAUUUCUGGGACACUGCUGGUCAGGAGAGGUUUCAGAACAUGCAUCCUUCGUACUACCACAAAGCUCAUGCAUGCAUCAUGGUUUUUGAUGUUCAAAGGAAGAUCACGUAUAAGAAUUUAGCCAACUGGUAUAAGGAGCUGAGGGAGUACAGGCCGGAGAUCCCCUGUUGUGUUGUUGCCAACAAAAUUGAUGCCGACCUAAAGGUGACACAGAGAAGCUUUAACUUUGGGAAGAAGCAGGGGCUCCCGUUUUACUUCGUAUCAGCGGCCGACGGGACGAACGUAGUUAAGAUGUUCAGAGAGAUGAUCAAGAGGGCGGUGGACUACAAACAAAACCCCAGCGACUUCAUGGACGAAGUGAUGCAAGAAUUAGAGAACUUUGACCUGGAAAAGAAAGAAGAUAAUUCAGAAGCAGACGAGGACGGACUGAAAGCAGAGAGUCCAGAGUUGGAUUGAAAGAUUUCAGAGCGUCCAUCCUUCACGUCCUGCUUCAGAGACUCUCCGGCGACAUCAACACUUGUUCUUUUUAUGUCAUUUUUGUCGGUCUGCCUUUUAAACGAUCAGAUUGCAUCUCUACUACUGGAGGACGGCACACGGUCAGGUUUUAAACGACUGCCCUCCAUCUGUCCGGCGACACCAGCGGGGAAAUAAACCCGGCGGGAUAAUUAGGAUUUGUGUUGUUUACCAGGUUUAUUUAGCUGCUGUUUUGUCAUUCAUACCCUGAACAACAUCUACUAUUAUAAUAGUAGAAAAUGAAUGUUUAAGUGUGAAAAGGGAGGAAAACAACAACCAUGUAAUAACAAUGUGAAGCGAUGAACUGACACACAGCAGAGAGAACGUGUGAUUAUAAACCGUGUUUGCUGCUGUUCUCGAUGUUUGUGUGUAGCGUUGUGUGCAGCGCCGGCGGGGAGCUGCAUCUGUCGGCUGCUUUGGUCGCAUUCAUUUCACGAUGUAAAUUCUGUUUUGUUUUUUUUUAGCACCCUAUAAAUGAAAAGUUAAUGUACCAUGGAA
Stegastes partitus (bicolor damselfish) is the source of this 1658-nucleotide messenger RNA. It is a transcript of the gene rabl2, whose product is annotated as RAB, member of RAS oncogene family-like 2. The record is from RefSeq and is a predicted model, not a curated record. NCBI's taxonomy places the organism in Eukaryota, Metazoa, Chordata, Actinopteri, Pomacentridae. Bases 396 to 1103 code for a protein of 235 amino acids. Gene Ontology annotation, molecular function: GTPase activity; GTP binding. The transcript has 8 exons.